Messenger RNA from Zychaea mexicana, 1323 nucleotides. RefSeq names its product Gar1/Naf1 RNA binding region-domain-containing protein. The record is from RefSeq and is a predicted model, not a curated record. Gene Ontology annotation, molecular function: RNA binding. Gene Ontology annotation, biological process: box H/ACA snoRNP assembly; ribosome biogenesis; pseudouridine synthesis. Gene Ontology annotation, cellular component: sno(s)RNA-containing ribonucleoprotein complex. NCBI's taxonomy places the organism in Eukaryota, Fungi, Mucoromycota, Mucoromycetes, Mucorales, Lichtheimiaceae. Bases 1 to 1323 code for a protein of 440 amino acids. The transcript has 5 exons.
AUGUCCUUUCGAAGCGUACCCGAUCUCGACAUUGUUGCGCUCCAUGCAGCAUCAACAGAGAGUGACGUCCAAUUGGAAGAAGAUGCUACGGUGGAGACUACCAGAUCGCCCAGCUAUGCAAACCAACAGCAGACUCGCCCACUGGACGCUUCUACUAAAACAGAUUCCGUGGAAGAGGAUAGUAUAGACGCUGCUAUCGCCAAAGUCCAGCAGGAUCCAGCAGCUAGAACCGAAAACAAUGAUGGAUAUGAAAGCAGCGACCUGUCUUCGUCUUCUUCAGAAGAUGAAGUUGAUGGAGUUGAAACCGUGGACGAAUCUGAUUUGGAUGAAGACUAUGGAAUGGAUUCUGGGCCUCUGCGGACGAAAAACGAGCUCGUGGACAUAAUCAUCGAUGCGCUCGAUUUUGAAAUUACAGAUGCUACCGAACUAUUGCCCGUAGGCACAAUCGAAGAUAUUAUCGAUAAUGUUAUUGUCGUUCACAGCAAUCCGAAUAUGAACAACGUCGUUUUGGACAUGGGAACAUUGUUCGCUUUUUCAGAUCGCACUACUAUGGGGGAGGUUUUCGAAACAUUUGGGCCAGUUUCCAGACCAUAUUACUCUGUACGAUACAAUACGGCCGAUGAAAUCGACAAGGAACGUGCAGUGGUGGGAGCAUCGGUCUCAUAUGUCCCUACUUAUGAACGGACGCGUAUGUUACCAGUGGACGAGCUACGAAAGCAAAAGUUUACGGAUGCGAGCAAUGUGUACGAUGAAGAAAUUGCAGACGAGGAAGUCGAAUAUUCAGACGACGAAAAGGAAUUCUCACACAAGAAAAGUAAAAAAAACAAAAGGAAGAACAGAGCCAAGUCUCUCAAAGCUGAGCGUCCAAAAUGGCCAGCCCAUGCUCAAAACUCAUACAGCAAUGGUGCACGUUUGGAUGAUUUUGACGCAGCUCUUGCGGCUUAUGAAAGUACAGCAAUGCCUGGCAGACAGAUACAAAGUUAUGCAGAUAUUGCUGAAGAGGCAGCAGCAUCUACAUCGCAGUAUAAUCGUCCACCUGAAGUGCCACCACCACAGAAUGGCCCAGUCGAUUUACCGUGGUAUAUGAGUCAGCAGACGCAUAAUGCACAACAGCAAAACCAACAACCGCAACAACAACAAUCGGUGCAACAAGCGAAUUCUACGUACAAAGCUCCAGGAGAUCUAGUCAGCGAACUGCUCAACUCGUACAGUGGCAAUAUUCCAAACUUAUCGGCAUCUGGAUCCUCAUCUAAUACGCAGGUGAAGAACAGCUCCGUGCGCUCUUUAUUCAGCGCACCACCGCCUACAUCCAAAGGAGCUUAG